This is a messenger RNA of Linum tenue, 1854 nucleotides long. The record is from the annotation of a GenBank genome assembly. NCBI's taxonomy places the organism in Eukaryota, Viridiplantae, Streptophyta, Magnoliopsida, Malpighiales, Linaceae.
ACUCUCCCUUUCAAGUUUUCCCACCUUCACCCUCCCCUUCUCCUCUUUCUCUGUACUCUGCCUCUCUCUCUCUCUAAACUGAAGGUAAAAAAAGGAGCAUCACUCUGUUUCUCGAGAAUCUAACAUGGUUGCGUAAAGCAGAAGUUGUAGCAGCAGCAGCAGCUAGUAGUACUCCAUUCUUCACACCUCCAGAGAGAUUUUUCUUUCUCCCCUUUCUCCCCUUUCCUCCAUACGACAGAGAUAAACUGUGUUUUCUCGAAAUGGGCAAGAAGCAACACUCCCUGCUACCGCCGCUGGUCCCGCCGCCGCCUCACCAUCAUCAGACGCCCGCCGCCGGCGACGGCGGAGGAGGAGGGAAAACCGAAGCUGUCAUCGACAUCCUGCGGAAGCAAUCCCAGCUCACUCUCAAACAGGAGAAGUACUGUAACAAGGGCUGCGUGGAAAGGUUUCUGAGGUCGAAAGGAGGGAAUGUGAAGAAGGCUGCCAAGGCAUUGCGCACUUGUCUCUCCUGGAGACAAUCCAUCGGCAUUGAGCAUCUAAUAGCAGAUGAGUUCUCAGCUGAGCUAGCCGAAGGCGCUGCCUACGUGGCCGGCCACGACGACGACUCCAGACCAGUUGUGAUCUUCCGCAUCAAGCAAGACUACCACAAGUUCCAUUCCCAGAAACUAUUCACUCGUUUCAUGGUGUUCACGCUGGAGGUGGCCAUAAGCAGCAUGCCCAAGAACGUGGAACAAUUUGUUCUUCUCUUUGACGCAAGCUUUUUCAGAUCAGGAUCGGCUUUUCUGAACUUGCUGCUGCCGACACUGAAAAUUGUGGCGGAUUACUACCCAGCCAGGCUGCACAGAGCUUUUCUCAUCGACCCACCUUCCCUUUUCUCCUACCUUUGGAAGGGCGUCCGUCCAUUUGUGGAGCUAUCAACGGCGACGGCCGUGGUGUCGUCGCUGGACUUCGAAGACUCCAUGGAGUACUUCAACGACUUCUCCACCUAUCCACGAUCCGCGUCCCUCCGAUUCGACCCGUCAUCAAUCAAAUCAACGGCCAAGAUCGGCUCCUGCUCCUCCUCCCGGUUCUCCUUCACCGUGUCCCACCACUUCGACUCCGUGAAGCCCUGGUACCUCUCUCUCACGGGCGACACGUCAGCUUCCAAAGUGGGGCCCACCGCCGCCACGACGAAGGACACAUCGCUGGGCCCCGCGUUGAUCUCCCCGCUCAACGCGCGGUCCUACUCGUUCGCCUCCCCGAUCGCACGGACGCCACCUGGCAGCAUCGGCGGGAGCAGCCACUACGGCGCCGCCGCAGCAGCCGCCAGGCUGGCCAGGAAGGGGUUCCUGCCGUCGACGCCGCUGCCGCAGAGGGUCACCGCUGGCGUGAACGUCUGCCACCCGCGGACCCCGCGCCCGUCGUUCCUCCAGUCGCCGGCGCUGUUCUUCAGGCGGGGGGACUGCCACGCCGCCGCCGGCGGGAACAAGGCCGAGCGGUGCAGGGAGUCGUUCCUCCCGUUCGUGAAGUUCUACCGGCGGCCGUACGACGAGAUGGUUUACCGGUCGAAGAUGCGGCCGCCGCUGGGCGGGCUCAUCUCCAUCGUCUCCCCGCAAAUCAGGCGCCGCCACGUGUCCGUAUCGCAGCGGUUCUGAACGUAAAGCUAAAGGAUUGAAGAGAGAAAAUUGGAGAAGAUGGUGGGGAAAGGGAAGGGAAGAGAAGAGUACAUAGAAGAAAGAGUGUUAAUUAAAAUUGUCAUUAAUUACAGUUGUAAUUUUUGUUACUACGAUCAUCUUGUUGGUUUCAACUUAAUUAUUUAACGUGCUGAUGAAUGAGAAAAUGAAAUUUGUCAAUGCUGCUGAGUGUGGAUUAGUA